CCCCGCUCCCAGCCCGCCUCCCCCUCCGCGCAUGCGCAUCACGACACGGCGGCUCCCGCGCUCCCCCACCGCGCAGGCGCCCUGGCCGGGCAAGAUGGCGGCGCCCGUGGACCUGGAGCUGAAGAAGGCUUUCACGGAGCUCCAGGCCAAGGUGAUAGACACGCAGCAGAAGGUGAAGCUCGCCGACAUCCAGAUCGAGCAGCUGAGCAGGACGAAGAAGCAUGCGCACCUCACCGACACAGAGAUCAUGACGCUGGUGGACGAGACCCGCAUGUACGAGGGCGUAGGGAGGAUGUUUAUUCUUCAGUCUAAAGGAGUGAUUCAUAAUCAGCUCUUAGAAAAACAGAGAAUAGCAGAAGAGAAAAUUAAGGAAUUAGAGCAGAAGAAGUCGUACCUGGAGCGGAGUGUGAAGGAAGCUGAAGAUAACAUCCGGGAGAUGCUGAUGGCCCGAAGGGCGCAGUAGCUGGGUGGCUCUCCCAGAGCCACAGUCUGUUCAGAGUGAUUUUUUUUUUUUUUUUUUUUUUUGGGUAGCUCUGCCUGUGGUCACUGCUGCCUGGCUGCGUGAUGGCCUGUCUCACCUUGCCUGUAUUUGGUUGUUUUAAUAAACUCUACUGCAAAGCCUG
Messenger RNA from Dromaius novaehollandiae (emu), 623 nucleotides. RefSeq names its product prefoldin subunit 1 (gene PFDN1). Gene Ontology annotation, molecular function: protein folding chaperone. NCBI's taxonomy places the organism in Eukaryota, Metazoa, Chordata, Aves, Casuariiformes, Dromaiidae. The transcript is spliced from 4 exons. The record is from RefSeq and is a predicted model, not a curated record. Bases 32 to 463 code for a protein of 143 amino acids. Gene Ontology annotation, cellular component: cytoplasm; prefoldin complex. Gene Ontology annotation, biological process: protein folding.